Molecule: messenger RNA, 1427 nt
Organism: Tachysurus fulvidraco (yellow catfish)
Lineage: Eukaryota; Metazoa; Chordata; Actinopteri; Siluriformes; Bagridae
Product: tripartite motif-containing protein 16-like
Exons: 5
Coding region: 114-1307 (397 amino acids)
Molecular function (GO): protein binding; zinc ion binding
Source: RefSeq, a predicted model, not a curated record
UGCACUGGGAGAAAACACAAAGCUGUCAAGUCCUGUCUGAUGUGUGUGGCUUCAUUUUGUGAAACUCAUCUCAAACCUCAUCUUGAAAGUCCUGCUUUGAAAAAAACACAUUAAUGGAAGCUUCUGGAAAUCUACAAGAGAAGAUCUGCUCUGAACACAAUGAAGUUCUGAAGAUCUUCUGUCGUACUGAUCAGAGAUGUAUUUGCUCUUUGUGCCUGUUGGAUAAACAUAAAGGCCACGACGUUGUAUCAGUUGCAGCAGGAAGAGCUGAGAAACAGAAUGAGCUACAGGAGGAGCAGCAGAGACUCCAGGAGAAGCAUUUGAAGGUGCAGGAGCUGAAACAGACUGUGAACACUAUAAAGCUCAGUACACAGACAGCAGUGGAGGACAAUGAGAGGAUCUUUACUGAUCUGAUCUGGUCCAUGGAGAAAAAGCGCUCGGAGGUGACGGAGAUGAUCAGAGCUCAGGAGAAGGCUGAACUGAGUCGAGCUGAACGACUCCUGGAGCAACUGGAGCAGGAGAUUGAUAAUCUUCAGAGAAGAGUCACUGAGAUGGAGAAGCUUUCACACACACAUGAUCACAUCCAUUUCCUCCAGGCUUUAGCUUCUGUACCUCAGUCUCCUCUAUUGAACGGACCAGAUUUUGACACGUCCAGCAUCAGGGUCCCUCAACAUCUGUCAUUUCAUAGAGUGAGGAAUUCUCUCUCAAAUCUGAAGAAUAGACUGGAGGAUUUCUGUUACGACGAAUUCUUCAGAAUCCCUCCAUAUGAUUUCUGUUAUCUGACUCUUGAUCCCAACACGUCACAUUAUAACCUCAUUCUGUCUGAGAAUAACAGAGCGGUGACAUGCAGUAAGAGAGAGCAGCAGUACUCUGAUCAUCCAGAGAGAUUUGACUCCUGGCAGCAGGUGUUGUGUAAGGAGAGUGUGUGUGGACGCUGUUACUGGGAGGUGGAGUGGAGCGGUGGUGUUAGUGUGUCCAUAUCAGUCUCAUAUAAAGACAUCAGGAGGAAUGGAGGUGGUGAUGAGUGUGGGUUUGGACGCAACAAACAGUCCUGGAGUCUGGAAUGUUCUCCUUCUUAUCUCUUUUACUAUCACGACAACUAUAAGACUGAUCUCAGAGGUCCAUCACCCUCCAGAAUAGGAGUGUAUGUGGAUCACAGUGCAGGAAUUCUGUCCUUCUACAGUGUCUCUGACACCAUGAAGCUCCUCCACAGAGUCCACACCACAUUCACUCAGCCUCUAUACGCUGGGUUCUGGCUCAACAGGUUGGGUGGUUUUCCAUCUAUUAGAUUAUGUGAUAAAAAAUAAAGUAUGUAGUGUUUUGUGUAACAUUCCUGUACAUUACCACAUCGUUACUAAGUCAUCUGUUUAAUUAUCACACAAUCCAGCUGCACAAAAAAACACAUCUGUAAUUUAAAAUGCAAGCAA